Molecule: messenger RNA, 3215 nt
Organism: Haliotis rufescens (red abalone)
Lineage: Eukaryota; Metazoa; Mollusca; Gastropoda; Lepetellida; Haliotidae
Exons: 6
Coding region: 66-1112 (348 amino acids)
Source: RefSeq, a predicted model, not a curated record
CUUAAACCGUCAGCACAAAGCCACCACCAUUCUUCUUGUGAAGUCGGUGUUUACCGUUCUGCAAAAUGGUGGCUCUCCGGGCCAUCGUGGCGUGUUUCCUUGGGGUGCAUGUGUACAAGUCCUCUGGCUCUGAGUUAGGAUGUCUGCAUGGACAGGUGGAGGACAACAUAAUGGCAAUAUCAAAUGUAUACAGGGUAGACCGAGGGAUACCCCUUUACAAAUGCAUCGCCCACUGCCAGAUGGCGAACAAAUGCAAGUCCAUCAGCUACCGCAAAGGGUCCAUGUCAUGCGCUUUGGUUGACACUGAUGCUCCAGGAAUGCACAAAGAUGAAGACGUCGUCUUUAUCAAGAUGAACUCCUUUCAAAAGUCUCUGGCAGGACGCUGUUCCCAAUUAAGCUGUGAGUCUGGGAAGAAAUGUGUAGUGGACAGAUUGCAUCGGCCGUCCUGUGUGUGGGAAUCGACUUGGUCAUCCUCUGAAUCAUCCACCGCUACAUCAUGGACAACAGCACCUACUACCACGGUGGCUCCGAAAUGUGGCUCGCCUCGAAAAGAGGAAAACGCCAAGGCGACUGUGACGGGAUACGACGUGGGUGACAAAGCAGUCUACGUCUGUAACCCGAACCACAUAAUGUGUGGAACUGGAACAGUUGUAUGUGAGCCAACAGGAGAAUGGGCGAGUUCGGAGUUCCAGUGCAUGCCUGACUUUGUGACCGUGGCCGAAAGGAGAGCCUUAUCCUGCCCUUUGACUACGGAAUCCAACUUUAUAGUGACAAGAUUGGCUACUUCGAUGCUGAGUAUCACCAUAGAAAUUUCCAAUCACGCUACCGCACAAAUCCUUGCUCGAUUACACAUGAGCUUCACUGAGGGGACCAUACAAUGGUCAGGAUUAACGCAAGGGAAAUGGACUGAUCAUGACAAACACGCUAUCACCUCAGACGGAGCUUCGGAGAUCUCCUUAAUCAUCAUGUGGUCCUCGGACCUGAUUUGGCUUUACUACAACGGAGAAUCGUCCCCAAGCAUGCCUUUCGUCGGUUUAGGCGAUGCUGAUGUAAUUGAUGUCCGUUCUAGCUUGGACACUGACAUCAUCCGUGUAAGCAACUGCUGCCCCUAAUGAACCCGCCACCAUAAGUGCAUACUAUUGUUACCUUCUUGCUGGGAAUGUCCUUAGUUCAAGCCUCGCACAUUUCCUAUGUCCGGUUACGUGGCUAUUGUGUUAUGCUAGAUCAUUAAUGUGCCUCCUCUUGCGAAUAUAUAUGAUCACCUGAUGAAGACUCACUGAUAUUUUGAUGAAUGAAGUUACACAUUUUUUUCUUUGAAAAAGUUAUUGAAAUGCAGAACAUCCUGAUUGGGCAGUGUUGGAGAUUGAUGAUUUCACUUUCCUUUCUCCUAAACAAAUUGACAUACAUGUAUGUUAUGUUAUCUAUUCAUAUAGUGUAUGUAUUGAACGUGAAAACGCUACUUUACCUCACCUUACCUCAUAUAUAGCGCAUCUCGCACAUCCGCGAGUUGCAACUUUAUUCCCAACCCUUCUCCAGUAUUCCCUGCCUUAUAUAAGAUUUGCACCCUUUAUCGUCAGUGCAGUCCCUUUUCAGCCCAUGUGGGUUCAACAGUUCCCCCUCAUCCACCCCAAAUUGAUAUUUCCAUGGUAUGUUAGUUACCCCGGCUGCAUUUAUGCUUCAAAGUAACGAAUCAUUUCUUAUUUCCUGUAAUGUCACUUCGGCUAGUUAACGUAAUGUCUAUGUUCUAAAAGCAUUAAGCUUGAAGUUGUGUCAUUAUUAUAAUUUCCCAUCCUUUAUCAUCUCAAACAUUUGUCAUUGCCAUUUUAAAUUUAAAUAUACUCUUUAAAAAAACGCAAUACGGAUAUCUUUGGCCAUAAAAGCAAAAUUAGCGACCCAAGAGGUUUAAUGUGUUAUAGUGUCAGUGACAAAUUUCCCGCAUCAAAAUGAUCACAACAAAGACAUGCAAACCAUUAGUCGUGAAACACGUACGACUCGGAAAAACGCACCAAGUGGAUUAACACGGUGGAUUAAGACGUGCAGCAGCACUAUGAACGGUAUUAAAGUAGAGGGUUUGCCUGGCAUCUGCGUCAAUCGAACAGUGACAGUUUAACAACAUGCCAAGAGUAACAGAAGUGCGACGAAACAACGUCAUAGGCCGCUUGCUGGCAGGGGAAUCCCAAUCAGCUGUAGCCAAUGUAGCGCCCAGCACCAUCACAAGGCUAUGGGAUCGCCCAAGGUCGGGACGACCAAGAGUAACCGACCCCGCUCAAGAUCGCAAUAUCCGACUGCGCCACCUACGUGGAAGGACGACCACAGCCACUUCAGCCGCAUCCCAAAUACCUGGACUACGCAGAAUCUCCGACCAGACCGUAGGAAACCGUUUAACAGCAGCAGGUCUACGAGCAAGACGUCCUCUUCGACGCGUCAUAUUGAGUCGACAACAUCGUCAAGAACGCCUGUCUGAGACAUCUGGUUCAGUGACGAAUAAAGAUUUCUCCUCCGUCGAGGGGAUGGAAGAGUACGGGUCUUCAGACGUCGGGGAGAACGUUACGCCGAAAACUGCGUACAGGAAGUGGACAGGUUUGGUGAGGGUAGUGUUAUGAUGUGGGCAGGUAUCUCUCAUCAUGGCAGGGCAGGUUUGGUCCAUAUCCAAGGCGAUAGAGCACCUGUGGGAUGAAUUUGAUAGACGGCUACGGCGACGUCAACCACAACCCCAGACGUUGCAGCAGUUGGCGUUUGCGUCGCAGGCCGAGUGGGCCACCAUUUCCCAGGAUAUGAUUCGCAUACUCGUCUCUUCAAUGGACAGGAGAUGUCUUUCGAUUCCAACGGGGGACAUGCGCGUUAUUGAUGGUAGCUGACCUUUACCUGGAACUUUUCCUAUGUACCGAUAACUGAGAUAACUACACUCACCAAAUGUUCUCUCCACAAUAUUUUGGCUCAAUACCUUGUACGGUUCCUCGUAUAAAUGUAUCUACCUACCCUACACAAAUCUGGCUUUGCAUAUCAUUUUUUUUGAAGACCAUAGUUACGAUAAAGGGUAUGCCUCAUUGCUUUCAAGUUUUACCAAAUCACUCUGUAAACUUUUUGCGUUAUAUUUAUCACCGUCUUCAAUGUUUUAACACAUACAUAAUGUAGAUUUUCAUUUCAUAUCCCAUUCCACAUUGUGGCUUUUGUCAACACGUUUGUUAAGCCAAAUAAACUGUGAAUUAAGCUUG